Molecule: messenger RNA, 1047 nt
Organism: Tupaia belangeri chinensis (Chinese tree shrew)
Lineage: Eukaryota; Metazoa; Chordata; Mammalia; Scandentia; Tupaiidae
Product: taste receptor type 2 member 134
Exons: 1
Coding region: 1-882 (293 amino acids)
Biological process (GO): detection of chemical stimulus involved in sensory perception of bitter taste; G protein-coupled receptor signaling pathway; sensory perception of taste
Cellular component (GO): membrane
Molecular function (GO): G protein-coupled receptor activity; bitter taste receptor activity
Source: RefSeq, a predicted model, not a curated record
AUGCCCUCCUCGCUCAUGCUGGUCUUCAUGGUCAUCUUCUUCUUGGAGUCGUUGGCUGCAAUGUUGCAGAACGGCUUCAUGGCUGCCGUGCUGUGCAGGGAGUGGGCACGGGGCCGGGCACUGCCCACGGGCGACAUGAUUGUGGCCUGCCUGGCUGCUUCCCGGCUCUGCGUGCAUGGGACAGCCAUUGUGAACAACCUCCUGGCCUCGUUUGUCCUGUGCUGCAAUUUUCACUAUUUCAAUGUUCUCUGGGACUUCACCAACACCCUCAUGUUCUGGCUCACUGCCUGGCUUGCGGUCUUCUACUGUGUGAAGAUCUCGUCCUUCUCCCACCCCGUCUUUGUCUGGCUGAAGUGGAGGAUUUCUCGGAUGGUGCCCAAGCUGCUGCAGGGCUCCCUGGCCUUGAGUGUCCUGUCACUUAUCUCGUCGAUUACUACGAAUACGAUGUUUGCUGAGAUAACUGCCUCUCAGGAUUCCCAAGGAAACAACACCCUCGCUGUCACGUUGCGGACUUUCCAUCAGCACUAUUUUCUCUCCCAUAUGGUGGUAGUGGUGUCGAUCCCAUUCCUCCUGUUCCUGGUGUCCACCCUUUUGCUCAUGUUCUCCCUGCGCCGGCACCUGGGGCAGAUGAGGAACCGCAAGCCCGGGCCCUGUGACCCCAGCACCCAGGCUCACACCACGGCUCUGAAGUCACUGACCUUCUUCCUCAUCUCUUAUACCUCGUAUUUCUUGUUUCUGAUCAUUUCCACGCUGAGACUCGCCAUCUACAAUCAUUGGCACUGGGUCUGGGAAGCGGUGACCUACACGGGCCUCUCUCUACACUCUACCAUCCUUGUGCUAAGCAGCCCCAAGCUGAGAAAGGCCCUGAAGGGGAGGCUAUAGGACUUUGUGCUGCUGCUUAGAAGCUGUGGAAGGCUCUGGCAAAAGGAUGAAUUCUGCUCGCAAGCUGUCAGUAUCCGUGACCCACAGCACUGUGAGGGACAAUCCCACGAGUAGCUCUAAGAAUGCAUCAGGUCUAGGUACCGCCCUCCUCUUUUCAUUUCCUCC